Molecule: messenger RNA, 1586 nt
Organism: Impatiens glandulifera
Lineage: Eukaryota; Viridiplantae; Streptophyta; Magnoliopsida; Ericales; Balsaminaceae
Product: AFG1-like ATPase
Exons: 9
Coding region: 298-1542 (414 amino acids)
Cellular component (GO): chloroplast; cytoplasm; mitochondrion
Molecular function (GO): ATP binding; ATP hydrolysis activity
Source: RefSeq, a predicted model, not a curated record
ACUGACUCCAUGAUCUUAAAGAAUGAGAAAUUUAGAAUCUUUCAAAGUCUCCUAUCGUUUUUCCGUGUCAAUUUCCCUAAUUCUAUAACUACACGAUACAGGACAAACUCCACAGUUUACAUUUCUAGGGUUCUUUCUCAUCUUCUACGUACAGUUCCUUCGUCAAAUACCAUCAUUUUCCAUUUAUCUUUUCUUCUAUUCACGUAUUUACAUAUAUACAAGAUUUAUCUGUGUAUUAUUAAUCGAUUAUGAGAUCAUUAGUUCGAGCCGCUAGACAAUUUAGGUCAACAUUUCUAUAUGAUUUGGCCUUUACAAAUUCUGGGUCCACCCUUAAAUUUUCUAACUAUGGAUUCCCCAAUGUUGUAUCAAGAACUCUGUAUACUAUUGAUAAAGAUGGAAAGAAAACAGGGCCAUUUCUUGAGUAUGAAAAUAGAAUUGCUGCUGGAAAACUCACGGAUGGUGAUGCUUGUCAAGAAUAGGUGGCUGUCUCGAUUUUUCCCACAUUAUUCAUAUUCACCGGUGAGGGGAUUAUAUCUCUAUGGCGGUGUGGGAACAGGGAAAACAAUGCUAAUGGACUUAUUUUUUGAUCAACUGCCAAUCAAUUGGAGGAAGAAACGAAUCCAUUUUCACGAUUUCAUGUUGAAUGUUCAUAGCCGCCUGCAUAAGCACAAUGGUGUGGAAGAUCCUCUUGAAGAAGUUGCUCGCGAAAUCUCCAACGAAUCUAUUCUCUUGUGCCUCGACGAGUUCAUGGUGACUAAUAUUGGUGAUGCGUAUAUAUUAAACCGCCUGUAUAAACAUUUAUUUAGCAACGGUGUGAUCCUUGUUGCUACUUCAAACAGAGCUCCAGAUAAUCUCUAUAAAGGUGGAUUAAACAGAGAUAUUUUUCAACCAUUCAUCUCUACUUUGAAGGAAAGAUGCGUGGUUCACGAAAUUGGCUCGUCUGUGGACUACAGGAAAAUGACUUCGGCGCUACAAGGUUUAUACUUCGUCGGGAAAGAUUUAUCAGGACUUUUAUUUCAAAAGUUUGAGGAGCUAAUUGAUAAACAUGCCCCUACUAUGCAACAGAUUGAAGUUGUUAUGGGAAGGAAAUUGCAGGUUCCUUUUGGUGCCAACGGUUGUGCAUAUUUUCGCUUCGAAGAUCUAUGCGACAGACCUCGUAGUGCAGCCGACUAUUUUGGACUCUUCAAGAGUUUUCAUACUUUGGUUCUGGAUGGUGUUCCAAUUUUCGCACUACAUAACAGACCAGCAGCAUACCGGUUUGUCCUUCUUGUCGAUGUGAUGUACGAAAGAAAGGCCAGACUAGUGUGCACAGCUGAAGGAAUUCCGAAUGAUCUUUUCGAGAGGAUUGUAACAAUCAUCGAUGCCAAACAAAUGGCUUUCGGGAUUGGUUCUAGAUUGAGUAUGAAUGAUGACUUGGAACUUUGUGUCGACAAUCAGCUGGCGUUUGAGAAAGAACGUACCAUCAGCCGCCUAACAGAGAUGAACAGCCGAGAGUAUUUGGAUCAACAUGCUGUCCUAAUAUCGGAGAGGAAGCAGCUUUAGCACGAUGAUGACAAAUUUCAGAAAAUAUAAAAGUACUAUGUUGC